UUUUUUUUUUUCCCGUGCUGCGAAGAAGCUACUGUAUGCCGAAAGAGACGAAGAAGGCUAACACUAGCAGAGCGAUGAACACCUACGGCGCUGGCUUGGAAGCAAACACACUAGCCAUGCUUGAUUCCACCGGCGCUAAGGACAAUCGCGACGCUAACGAAGACCGUUUGCAAUACCUGGAAGCUGUUCGUGCCGCUUCACUUGUACCCGAACAUGGAAUCCCUCCCACCAACAAAAUGUACCAAGCGAUGUUCCGGAUACUGAGAUUCGGAAGAACGUUGGAGCUCGUAGCAGCAAGUUUCCACCUUUUGACACAACUACAUCAGAGGUAUCCUUGGGUUUAUAUAUCUGAUGGGAAACAUGAGUUGGAAAUCGUUGACGAGGCUUGGUCACCGUUUAACUUUGGGUCUGAUGUUGAUUCUGGUGAAAAGGAAAUAUCAGUGAGAAGCUCAUUGUUUCAAGAGCUGAUUCAAAACAUGAACAAGGGUGUUGAUGAGUCAGAGGAAUCAGAUUUAAAGAUCCUGGGAAACAUGUUCUUGUUCAAGUAUCUUGUUCAUGUUCUUAAGUUAGAUUUCACGCCCAGAAACCAAGUUUUUGAAGAAACCAUGAACUGGAGUCUACUAAAAGAAUCCUCGCUGAAUCUACUUCUGGCUUCAAGGAGAGUGAAUUUCAAACUUCUAAUGAAAGAUUGCAUAUCUACAAUGUGCACACCCUUUGAUGCUGAUGGAAAAUCCAUCAGUUUGGUUGAAUUGCACAAGGGCAUGCUUUCUGCUAUGAAGGAACUUCUAGUAAUGAUCAUAGAGCUUGAUGCAUCAAAGAAGAAAGCUGACAUUGAAGGGAUUACCAACAGAGGAGACGGCGUAAGGACUCCUGCAUUGGAGAUCAUAGUCGACGAGCUAACUUAUGAUGAAUAUCUACUGUCAAAUUUUCUUCAGGUGUUCGAUGAUCCUAAAUGGAAGCUAGAGAUUGUCCUCCAGUAUCUUACCAAAUACAUUCCUAAGCCUUCUGUUCGUACUAGAAGAUCAAACACUCCUCAAGGAGAGGACUUGAAAACGCUUAAUGGGAUCUUGAAGACCUUUUCAAAUGGUACAAAUGCAAAAAACAUCACUAAGAAGAUAGGACCUGUCGUUGUUCAGAUCCUCAUUGGACAUGGCUUUCUGGCUCAGCUCACAAUCUCUAACACUAAUGAAGGCGAGUCUAUAACAGAGAUAUGCAAUAGCGUCAUCGCUGCAUUAACUAAUCUAAAGCGAGUAGAUCAGAAAAUUGAGAUUUUACCAUUUGGAAAGGAAGUCUUGUUCACUGCCGAAAUGGUUCUUAAGACAAAAGCUUGAUGCAUCUGGGAAUCAAGAUUUUAGCAACUCAAGAGGCUUUGCAUUGUGCUAAAAGCAAAAACAAGUAGCGUAGGACUUAAAGAGUUACAGUUUUCAAUGAACUAUGAAUGUUUUCACAUGAAUGUAUAUUCUAUCAUAUUUCAGCAAAAAAGACA
Brassica oleracea var. oleracea is the source of this 1486-nucleotide messenger RNA. RefSeq lists its product as uncharacterized. The record is from RefSeq and is a predicted model, not a curated record. The coding region runs from base 36 to 1331 and encodes 431 amino acids. Gene Ontology annotation, cellular component: Smc5-Smc6 complex; nucleus. The transcript is spliced from 15 exons. NCBI's taxonomy places the organism in Eukaryota, Viridiplantae, Streptophyta, Magnoliopsida, Brassicales, Brassicaceae. Gene Ontology annotation, molecular function: transcription cis-regulatory region binding. Gene Ontology annotation, biological process: DNA damage response; negative regulation of systemic acquired resistance; negative regulation of DNA-templated transcription.